UAAGUAACUAACAGUUGCUUUUGACGUCGUAAUGUUAGGAAACUAGUCUGGUGGUGCUAUCAAACGGUGGCUGGAUGAGAAUGCAGUCAUAAAUGUACAUGUGUGAAAGAAACAAAAUUAUAUUCCACAAAUAUUUAUUUAGGGAGUAGUUUGACUAGCGUUGUUUUUUUAGGUUAGGUAUAAGCCCUUCAGAACUUGCCGUUAAGCGUACCCUAAAGUAUGUCCAUAAAAUAAACUGCGGUUUAUGAGGUACUUGUAUUUAUUUCAGAGCUGACCUCAUCGCUUGUCAUAAGAUAUCGGAAAACAAGAAAAUGGGUCCACUCGUUGUCAAUACCCUGGGUCGGAAUACUCGCCUUCAAACCAACAAAGGAUUCUGAUGAAGCUAUAGCCAGCAUCACCAUGAUACACAAGAACUUAGCGCUGGGCAACUCUAACGAGGUGUCCGUUAUAGAUCUUAAAGGAAUCAGGGAGACAACCAAAGCCAUGUUCCUGUCCAAGCCCGGUAUCGUGCACCAGUGCCCCGUCGUGGACUACACCCUGCACCCCGAGUUCGAUGAGGACACCCUCAACACCAUCGCGCUGCUCACCCUCGAAUGUGACGACAAAGAUGUUGACUGGCAACUGGUAAACUGGCCAAUGGGCUAUACCCGUAUGAACCUCCAUGAGGGUCAGGUGUUCGUCCUUGGAUACACGGAUCAGAACAAAGUGCUGGAGCAAGUGAUGCAUAGAAUGGAGUUCGUGAACUUGAAGGAAUGCAAGAACUUCUAUAGGAAGGAAUCGCUGGACAGUAAGUGGAUGGCUCCAAUAGAGUACCAGUGCUUCCGCAAGAAGUACAGCGGAGAGCCGUGCGUUUUCGACUCAGGGAUGGCGCUGGCGGUCAACUUCAGGGGAAAUUGGACCCUGAUCGGUAUAAGCGUGCUAGGCCCCGGCUGUACUCUCCCGACUCGUUUCAUCGACUUCGCUUACUACGUGCCCUGGAUUGACGUGUCACUGCGCAACUUCCGCCGCCUCUUCCCGGAGUCCAAGAUAACAUGGCCGAACUACGACAAGAUCAUCCUUGAGAAGAUAGAUGACUCGUCCAUGGUUAUGAGACCCUAUAAAGGAACUGAAGUCAUCCAUGGUAAAUGUGAUAAGUUAGAUGGUGAGAUCAUGUACAAGGAGGAGGGGAAAUUCAACACGCCGGGACAUGCGAUAGGGCUGUAUGGGCUUUCAGUUUGGGACGACCUCUACUACAACGUGUCCUGUGCGCUCCUCACCGUGGAGUGUCUGCAGCGGUCUGCUGAGCCCUUCAGCUACAACUUCGGGCUGGUUCAGUACGACGAGGAUCUGGCAGCCUUGACGAAGGUCAUCCCCAUAGUGCACGGCGACGAGCCGGUGGGGCCCAAGAUAGAGCACCUCUACGACGGCGCGUGGCUCAGCUGGUGGUACCGCCCCAAACACACGGAAAAAGUAUCCAAUGUAGUAUUCCGCUUCGAGUUUAUAAAGGUAGCGACCUUGAAAAUGGUGUUCUAUGGCAUCAGACACGAGUUUAACGAGACAGAGCCGGCUUCAACUACUGAGAAGGUUCGCUCGCGGCGGCCGCACCCGUACCACGACCGAUACAAGACGAACAAACCGUAGCACUGAUACAACAACUUGUUGCUCGACUGAUCGACCAACUGAUCUAGCAACAUUUGUCAUACAUUUAAGUUACUGUUUAACUAUGGGCACUGGUUCUUUAUGCAUUUAAUUAAAAUACAGUUUCUUCUUUCAAUUUUAAACUGCUUUUUUCUUGUCCAUCCUAACAAUAGCUGUUGAAAUGUUUGUAUGUGUGUUUGUUCUGAAUAAACUCAAAAGUAGCUUGACCGAUUUCAAUAAAUGCUACUGGUGGGAGUUACGUGACAUUGAGGAUAACUAUAGGAAAAUAUUCGGGUUUCAAGUAGAAAGUAUCUUUAGCAGGAAGAGCCUGCAAUAUCAGAUAUAUUAUCGACGGAGUAUUACUGAUCUAACGUAUUUGAUAGUAGUCAGAGGCAUCAGACAGAUUGCUAACUAAAUCGCUUAUUCUAAUAAAAUUAGAGAC
Trichoplusia ni (cabbage looper) is the source of this 2059-nucleotide messenger RNA. RefSeq lists its product as uncharacterized. The coding region runs from base 400 to 1620 and encodes 406 amino acids. NCBI's taxonomy places the organism in Eukaryota, Metazoa, Arthropoda, Insecta, Lepidoptera, Noctuidae. The transcript has 10 exons. The record is from RefSeq and is a predicted model, not a curated record.